Molecule: messenger RNA, 1308 nt
Organism: Heterotrigona itama
Lineage: Eukaryota; Metazoa; Arthropoda; Insecta; Hymenoptera; Apidae
Source: the annotation of a GenBank genome assembly
AUGAAUCUUAUGUUCCGCAAGAACUUCGGCGAGAAGGGGCUCGGUGGUGGUGGUGGAGGAGGAGGCGGUGGCGGACUGGAGGGUCGCGCGACCCUCGGCACCGCUUACGGGCCAGCCACUUUGGGGUACACGGGGUCUCGGUUAGGCGUGAUGCGCGGUGCCGGCCAUUCGGCCGAGCCCGGCGAGAGGAUAGGACCGCCGCCCAGGAAGAACUCUGGCCCGCACGUGAUCAAAUGGGGCGGCGGAGGAGGUGGAGGGAGUGGCGGAGGCAGUGGAUCGGCACAGGGACCGGCAGCCGGGGGACAGGCGAGGAGGAAGCAGGCUCCGCAGCAGAAGGAACCCUCGGAACCCUCGACCCCGACGACCGCUUCUAGACAGGUUUCCUUCAGCGGUAACCGUGCGUCCGGCGCGUACACGCCCCUGGUGGUUUCCGGAAACAGCCCUCCGCGCGGCGAACCAAUCUCUCUGGCCACUUUGGACCGCGACUGUUUCAUCAUUCCCCUCGCUUCUCUUGAACGUUUUUUACCAGCGGGAGUACCGCUUUAUUCCGACUCGUUCCAGCAUGCGCCAAUCGCGGACAAAAAAAGACCGGGAAGUCCGCUGUCGGUCCUCGAAGUCGAGGAUCCGAAGCAAUGUGUUCUCGCUCAUUUCAUGACGCCCCUCGAGCCAUUGGAUCCUCUGGUCGAGUCUCCAGUUUCUCGACCCUUGGUCCUCCAACGGGACACUGCGGCUGAGCUGGUCGCUGAGAUUGCACCCUCCGCUUCCCAGAGUAUUCUGCUCACGAAUAUGGAAAAAGAUGCGGAUUUUCCAUUCAUCACGUACUACUUGAUAAACAAGCAGAACACGGACCCCGUCGAUUUCUACAACGAGGUGCAAUGCGCUGCCUUGAGAAAGUUUGAUCCUCGGGACCUUCGUUACGCAGCAAGUCACACGUUGGACUUGUUCAACGAAGUGGCCACCAUAGCGAGGCCACCGCUGGAACCACCUGGUGUCAGACCACCGAUUCCGUCCACCGGCUAUAUUGUCUCGAUUUUUAAGGUGUUCGAGGGCGACGACGGCCUCAAGUUUGAGCAAAACUGGCUCUAUUGGACCGGUGCUCGUAUGAUGUAUCGAUACUUACCGAAAUCGGUCGGCCUGAGACGGAUCACGUUGCACAAGUCCAUGUCACAGGGCGACAAGAUGUACCUCCUGAUCUGCGAGUGUUCGCAACUGCAAGACAAUCUCUCUGCGGCGGCGAUAUUGUUGCCCGCGUUACGAGCCCGGUUGUGCGGCUACAUCGGUCUCUACAGACCGUCGGUCUGCUUCUGA